AAUUGAUUGAUGAAAUUCAACUUUCAGUCUACUUUACCAAUUAUUUCUUGACAAUUAUCCUUCUGUAGAAAAUGCAUUCGAAGAAAAAGGAUUGUGGUCUUAUAUUGUUUGUAUUUUUCUUUAGCACAGCUUGCUCACAUGUUUAAAUGAACCCGUCCAUGUUCAUUUACUUGGUCUUCUGGAUUGUGGUCUUCUGGAUUCUCAUUCACUUGGUAUUUUAUUUUUAAUUUAAAAGUGGUUGUUCAUAUUGAAAGGUACUGAGUUAGAAGCUUCUCAAGCGUGAUGGGAACACAAAAAUCUAAUAUGUUUGAUACAGCUUACAAUUAUUUGGUGCCUGAAGAUCAGGAAAUUCUUGACAAGCCAACACACUGGACUCCUUCUAUGCAGGCAUAUAACAAUUCUGCGUCUACUCCGAUUCCCUUUUUAUAUCAACACGCAGCUGGUUACAUGCCUCUCUACAUGUGGCCAAACCAGGCAAACAGCACAGUACUUCAAUCUAAUGUUUUGCAGGAUCCAAUGAAGCUCUCCAAUAAACCUACAGUAUCUGAGGAUGCUGUACUGGCCUUUUCAGAAAUAGUACACAGGACUUUUGGCGAGCAAAACCUAAAUUCAAUAAAAAAAUGUGCUAGAAACUUACAACCUAAAAGUUUAAUACCUAAGGAAUCAAGAGGAGAUGGAAGCAAAUCUUCGAUACUGAAAAACAACAAGGAUAGAGUGUUGUGCAGUGAAGCAUAUGGAAACAAGGGAUCACUACAUGAAGACCUUGUCACUGCUAAUGAUUUUCCUUCAACUAAGAAGCAACACUGUAAUUUGGUGCUUGAAAAUGCAAGCUCAAUUCAACUGAAUCAGGAUUUGGAGACGGGCCUAGAUGCAAUUGGCACUAACACUGAACUUGUGAAGUUGGAAGAGGAUGAAAUAAGAAGAGAAAGAAAAAGACAGUCGAAUAGGGAAUCGGCUAGAAGAUCAAGGAUGCGGAAAGAGAGAGAAUGUGAAGAGUUACAUAAGAAAAUGGAAAUUCUUAAGGAUGAAAACUCCAUGCUCACACAAAGGCUCAAGAGUCUUUCUGAGGAAUGUCUGGAAAUCUGUAAUGAAAAUGAUGCCAUAGAGGAAGAGCUGGUUAACAUGUAUGGAACAGAAUCAAUAUCAUAUCUGCUGGCCAUGAAGCCACGCUGACUAUGUUGCUGGUUAAGGAUCAUCACAAUUGAUCAAAGUAUAUUGUUUUAUUUUAUUUUUAUUAUGGCAAGUUUUGAGUUCUGACCCCUCUUGUCUACUUGGCUUAAGGAAGUAUGUUAAAAAUAGGGAUUUCUAUAAUAAGAACACAGCGUAGGUGGAAUAAGGUAUCAAAAUUCUUGAAUUAACUUCGUCUAAAUUGUUGUCAAAUAAGCUAAACCACCCUAAUUAUUUAAUUUUCUUUUUAUUUAA
Messenger RNA from Vigna radiata var. radiata (mung bean), 1422 nucleotides. Its product is annotated as G-box-binding factor 1. Gene Ontology annotation, molecular function: sequence-specific DNA binding; DNA-binding transcription factor activity. Gene Ontology annotation, cellular component: nucleus. Gene Ontology annotation, biological process: regulation of DNA-templated transcription. The coding region runs from base 283 to 1173 and encodes 296 amino acids. Lineage: Eukaryota; Viridiplantae; Streptophyta; Magnoliopsida; Fabales; Fabaceae. The transcript has 11 exons. The record is from RefSeq and is a predicted model, not a curated record.